Dendroctonus ponderosae (mountain pine beetle) is the source of this 1487-nucleotide messenger RNA. Its product is annotated as protein mab-21. Bases 16 to 1113 code for a protein of 365 amino acids. NCBI's taxonomy places the organism in Eukaryota, Metazoa, Arthropoda, Insecta, Coleoptera, Curculionidae. The record is from RefSeq and is a predicted model, not a curated record. The transcript has a single exon.
GGCGUAAACUCAACCAUGUUGGUCCCAGCUGACAUGCUGGCCGCUCAAUCGAAAAUGCUCUAUCAAAUCAACAAAUAUUACGGCGAACGAGUGCAAACCAGGAUGGGAACAAUUGCGAAAACGAUACGGGAAGUGUGCAAAGUGGUGCAGGAUGUGCUCAAAGAGGUCGAGGUGCAAGAACCCAGGUUUAUAUCGUCGCUGACCGAAUGCAACGGACGCUACGAAGGCCUGGAAGUCGUUUCUCCCGUGGAAUUCGAGGUUGUUUUGUACCUCAAUCAAAUGGGAGUGUUCAAUUUUGUGGACGAUGGAACGUUGCCCGGUUGUGCGGUUCUGAAGCUGAGCGAUGGCAGGAAGCGCUCAAUGUCGCUUUGGGUCGAGUUCAUUACCGCCUCUGGCUACUUAUCAGCUAGGAAAAUACGGUCCCGGUUCCAAACGCUCGUUGCUCAAGCUUGUGAUAAAUGUUCCUACAGAGACUCAGUGAAAAUGAUCGCGGAUACAACCGAAGUGAAGCUGCGGAUCAGAGAACGAUAUAUUGUGCAAAUUACACCAGCUUUCAAGUGCUCAGGAGUGUGGCCCCGAUCGGCUGCUCAUUGGCCUCUGCCUCACAUUCCCUGGCCUCAUCCCACUUUGGUAGCCGAAGUGAAAACCGAAGGUUUCGAUCUGCUGAGCAAAGAGAGUAUUGCAGCGCAAGGCAAACAGUCCUCGAUGGAAGGCGAUGCAUGGGUUUUGUCCUUUCUGGAGGCGGAAAAUCGGCUCCUCCAAGGGGGCUGCAGGCGGCGCUGUUUGAGUAUCCUCAAAACCCUAAGGGAUCGUCACCUGGACCUUCCUGGCAACCCGGUGUCGAGCUACCAUUUAAAGACGCUUCUUUUGUAUGAAUGCGAAAAGCAUCCGAGGGAGUGCGAGUGGGACGAGGCGUGUAUAGGCGACCGAAUCAACGGCAUUUACCUCCAACUCAUUUCCUGCCUGCAGUGCCGAAGAUGCCCGCAUUAUUUCAUUCCCAAUUUGGACUUGUUCAAAGGAAAAUCGCCUAGUGCGCUGGAAAAUGCGGCCAAACAAGUGUGGAGACUUACACGCGAACUGCUUACCAAUAGCCGAUGCUUGGAAAAGCUUUAAACUCUCUUUUUGCUGGCGAUUUACCAUAAAAUCCUUUGGGAUAUUUUCGAACAAAUCAGUGAACAUUUUGUGCCAUAUUUUCAAGUACCCUGUUAGUGUAUAAAGAUACUGUGCAUUUAUUUUCGUUAAGUAAAUUAUUCGUAACUUAAACUAGUAUUAAAUGUGAUUUUUUAUAUUGUUGCAAUUUGACUGAAAGCUUUAAUCUACCCUUAGAAUCUUCACUAGAUUAACUUUAAGCCUGAACUUAAGCUUCUAAACUGUUUGUUGUUUUAUACUAUAUUUAUUGGUUUUAUUGCUACUAGACUACGUGUUUUGUUUAAAAUUUGUGUUGUCAAUGAUUGUUUAGAGAAAAUAAACAAAAUGUUUCUUCUAUU